Messenger RNA from Aspergillus welwitschiae, 742 nucleotides. RefSeq lists its product as uncharacterized. Lineage: Eukaryota; Fungi; Ascomycota; Eurotiomycetes; Eurotiales; Aspergillaceae. The transcript has a single exon. The coding region runs from base 65 to 322 and encodes 85 amino acids. The record is from RefSeq and is a predicted model, not a curated record.
GGGGAAAAGAGGAAAGACUGAUGGAUGAUCGACUGUCAAGAACCGGGUUGGAAAGGGAGAGACCAUGACUAGUAUUAUACUAUCAACCCACAAUCCACUUCAUCUUCUUCCACCACGGUUUUGUAAAAGAUCAUCUCAAUGCCUACGUAUGUCUCUACGCAACUCGCAGCAUGUUUGUACGUAUACCACGGGCAUUUCAUGGUGGCUGUUGCUGCCAACAUCGCCAGUCAAUAGUCAACACCAACAUAAAUGCGCGUCGGCUGCAGGGGACGGACGGACUGGAUCCUCUUUUUUUUUUUCUUUCUUUAGUGCGAGUUGCUAAUUAUAGCCCGUGAUGGACCCCCCGUAAUUACCGAGACGGGCGGGGGUUGGAUAACACCAACAACCACAAGGAAAGGAAGAAUAAUGGGUUGCAAUUUCCCUCUGGUUCCACGAGUCUAUCCAUUGAUUGAAAUCAUUCAUUCAUUCAAUUCUUUGAUUCAUGAUGGUGGACAGAUUCCACACAACUCUUCCAAAGACUAAACUAAUAUAACCUUCCUUUCCCUCAUCCAUGGAUACUCGUCCCGGGAAGCCGGAGUUUAUCCAGGGUAGGGACUGGAUUUAUCUGAGUGGUCAGGUGACCCUCUAGUCCUAAAGUAGAAUCCCAUCACAUUGUCCGUCACCGUCAGUCUGUUUCUUCCGCCAUCCGAACCCAGCCAAGCUAAUAUUAAUUAAUAUGGCAUCUAUUCGUGCCGUGAAUAUC